AUGGAUCAACUCAAGCAGCGCCUCUUCGGGCCGCCCGAAACGUCCUCAGCGCUCGACACGCUGCAAAGCUUGGCCGAGUCCAUCUACACGAAUCCGCUCAACAUCGCCCUCUUCCUCGCCGUGCUCUACGUCGUCGUGCCGCUCAUUCGACCGCCUUCGCCCAACUCAUCCCGCUGGACGCCCACCGUGGCUGAGGCGCGCUCCCAUCAGUCCGCACCUUCCGAUCGCUACACUUACCUGCCCCCCAACCAUCCCGACACUGUCGAGUGGACAAAGUAUACGCCGCGCACGCUCGCGGUUUACGACGGCACAGGCACCAGCGCCUCGGAGCAGGACGGCUCGCGCAUCCUCCUUGCCAUCAAUCGAAAGGUCUUCGACGUCACCAAGGGCAAGAACUUCUACGGGCCCGGCGGUCCGUACGGCAACUUUGCCGGCAGAGAUGCUAGCAGAGGCAUGGCAAAGCAGAGCUUCGACCUCGAGAUGCUCACGCCCCUCGACAAGCCCAUCGACCAGCUCCAAGACCUCACUCCGAGCGAAGUCAAAAACAUGAAGGAGUGGGAAUCCCACUUCACCGGCAAGUACGGCGUCGUCGGUGAGCUCAUUGACGAGGCGGAAGCAUGA
Molecule: messenger RNA, 621 nt
Organism: Moesziomyces antarcticus
Lineage: Eukaryota; Fungi; Basidiomycota; Ustilaginomycetes; Ustilaginales; Ustilaginaceae
Product: cytochrome b5
Exons: 2
Coding region: 1-621 (206 amino acids)
Cellular component (GO): endomembrane system; membrane
Source: RefSeq, a predicted model, not a curated record